This is a messenger RNA of Juglans microcarpa x Juglans regia, 3353 nucleotides long. Its product is annotated as dual specificity protein phosphatase PHS1. The transcript has 11 exons. Gene Ontology annotation, molecular function: protein tyrosine/serine/threonine phosphatase activity. Bases 254 to 3124 code for a protein of 956 amino acids. Gene Ontology annotation, biological process: cortical microtubule organization; protein dephosphorylation; response to abscisic acid. NCBI's taxonomy places the organism in Eukaryota, Viridiplantae, Streptophyta, Magnoliopsida, Fagales, Juglandaceae. The record is from RefSeq and is a predicted model, not a curated record.
AUGAUGAUUAUGAGACACGCUGCUGUGUUGGUAUCCUUGAGGCAAAACAAACACUGCUGGUCUACGACAAUGGUGGGUGUGGCCCCCACGUCCUGAAAAAGCUCCACUCUCUCUUCUCUUCUCCCUCAAAAAGAAAAGAAAAACAAAACGAAAAAGCGACUGCUUCUACUUCUACAACUACUGCUACUCCGCUUUUCCUCAUCGUACUUUGACUCCUCCCAAGAAAGAAAACCAAAUAAAGAAAAUUACAAUUAUGGCGAAUGACCAAAAGCCGGACCCUCUUCUUCCUUCUCCUAUCACCAACUCUGUCUCCCUCCCCCUCCAGGCUAAAGACGAACACAGGGAAGACUCCGAACUCGAACUCGGAUCCGACGAUCCUUACCCUCCAUUGCCCUUCUCCGUCACUUCCCGGGUAAUGCAGGUAUUGGGAGACAUCGCGGCGGGGCCGGCGUUUAGGUUCACCCAAUGGCUGGAAUUGGUCCGUAAACGCACCGCCAAAUAUCGCUCCUCUGACUUCCCCCGCCUCCACCCCAUGCCUUCUUCUCCUCCUUCUCCUUCUCCUUCCUCUCCUUCUUCUUCUAGUGCUGCGGAAGUCAUCGAUGAUCCAAAGAGGCCUCUGCCACCUGAGCAGACCGCGGAGACCAGUUUGUGUGAGAGGCUUGGUAAAGCUGCUAUGUUGGACAUCGAGUCACCCUCUUUCUCUUGGGACAGGCUUUCCUCGCUUCACCACACCGAGCAUAGUACUAGCACUGAACAUUCUGAGGAUGAAACAAACAAGGCCCUUGAGGUCACUGUGAAUUCUGGAGGAGUUGUCUUCUUUGCCUUAUUCAACCAGCCUGGGAAUGAUGAUACUUCUUCAAAGGAAGCAGCAGCUGUUAUAAAGAUAUCAUCAUCAAGAAUGGCCACACAAUCUGAACGCCUUGGCUAUGAAUUUGCAAAGUGGUUAGGAGUCCGAACUCCACAGGGCAGAGUCAUUCAUAAUUCUAGUUCAGAGUGGCUCCAGAUAAAGGAAGCUGCAGAGAAAGCAAGAGAUGCAGCAAGUUCAGAAGGAGAUGAAGUUGGGGAAAUGACUUGUUCAGAACUUUUGGAAGCACUUGAACUUAGCAGAUGCCUUUUCUUUAUGAGUUAUGUGCAUGGAUCUCCCUUGCUGGAGAGCUCAAUUGCAUUUGAGUCACGGGAAUAUGCUGAAAAAACAGCAUCCGCUCUUGGCAGAGUCUUGAUGUUGGACCUUGUCAUUAGAAAUGAAGAUAGGCUCCCUUGCCGUCGCCUCAGAUGGCGUGGAAAUUCUGCAAAUUUGUUGUUGGCUGACAAAAUGGCCUCUGCAAAUAUGGACGCACUGGAGGAAGCAUUUGAUUUUGCAAUCAAACGAUACAGACCCAGGGUGAUUACAGCUCUUCAAAAAGAGAGAAGGGCAACUUCUCUUGAUGGCAGAUUGAACCCUCAUAGUUUAAGUUUGGCAUCACAGGCCUCUGAUCUUUCUGAUAUCACGGAAUCGCCUAAAUCUAGUGAGAAGAGCCAAAGAAGUCAGACAUCAGACGAGUCCGUGUUUUCUGAUUUUCGUAUUCUGGCUAUUGAUUCUGGUGUCCCUCGUAGACCUCCCGCUGGAAAACGUGCAAAUGACCAGGCCAAUUAUCCUAAGUUGGUUGAGUUACUAUUUAAUAGUUCUGAGUACUCAUCUAACCUUCUACAUGACAUAACAGGAGGCAAAUUAGGGUGUCCUCCAUCCGAAGAUGCCAAAGUGGCAUCUGAUAUAUCUGCAACUGAAAUGACCUCCAUUGUUCAUGAAUUUCGUAAUGGGUUCCGAGCUGCUCUUAGGGACCUGCAGGGGUUUCAUAUAUUACUACUCACACUACACCAGAAACUGGAAAGCUUAUUACGAGCAUUUUUGCAUAUUAUAAAUAAAAUGUCCUUCGGGGAGCCUGACAAAGAAGAUUUAGUGGUUCCUGAGUCACCUUCACAGGCUGCUGGAGGUGGUCCUUGGCUAUCGCCACAAAGUAAGGAACGAUUUAUCAAUGAAAACCAUCCAGAUUUAUGUGAUUCAGAAUUGCAGAGAACUGGUCCAAGGUCAUCAUCUUCAGGAAGUAAAGAAAGCUCAGACUCCAGUUCUCCAAUGUCACGGGAAGGUUGGCAUGGAAAGUAUUGCAAAGGAAGUGGGGAGCCUGUUCGAAGUCUGCGAUUGACAACAAAGCUGCGUGACUUCCAUAAAUUUGCCAAGCAUUCUCAGAUUGAUGCUGAAUCAAAUAAAGAGUUGGAACAGUGGAAUGAAAUGCUAAGAAAUGAUGCUGUUAGGAUCUGCCAGGAGAACAAUUUCAACACUGGGUUUUUUGAGGGUAGUGAUAAUAAUAGUGUUGUUGAUGCUUAUGAAUUGAAGGUCAGACUGGAGCACAUUCUCGAGAGAAUUGCAUUGAUAUCUGAGGCUGCAAAUACAGAGAGGCCAUCUUCAAUCACAAGUAGCCUGUUCAUUGGUGGGGCGCUGGCUGCAAGAUCUGUAUUCACACUGCAGCACUUAGGAAUUACUCACAUAUUAUGUUUGUGCUCAAAUGAAAUUGGGCAGUCAGAUUCUCAGUUUCCUGAACUAUUUGAGUACAAAAAUUUUUCUAUAUCUGACAAUGAGGAUACAAAUAUUAGCAGUAUCUUUGAAGAGGCUUGUGAUUUUAUCGAUCACGUUGAACAAAUAGGGGGGAGGGUUCUAGUUCAUUGCUUUGAAGGGAAAAGUAGAAGUGCCACCUUGGUGAUAGCUUACUUAAUGCUCAGGAAGAACCUAACUCUACUAAAAGCAUGGAAUGCCCUCAAACAAGUUCACCGCCGAGCCCAGCCCAAUGAUGGCUUUGCUAGGAUCCUUUUGGAUCUGGAUCGGAAACUACAUGGGACAGCAUCCAUGGAAUGGCAACAACGAAAGCCGAUGAUGAAGGUUUGCCCCAUUUGUGGGAAGAAUGCCGGUCUGAGCAGCAGUUCACUUAAGCUUCAUUUGCAGAAAUCACACAAGAAGCUGUCGUCAGGAAGUGUGGACAGUGGCAUGACCAUGGAAAUACAAAAGGCUUUGACGGUGCUCAAAAUUAGCCGAGGUGGGAGUGUAAGCCCUAAAAACAGGCAGUCUCACUUAGUAACUGAUGAAUCAGAUUAGCAAAUCCCUUAAUAUCUAUCAGAGUUGAACACAUAUAACUUCCAGGGGUAUAAACUGAUGUUUUUUGUCCUAUCCAGAUAUUUUGUAAGUGUCCCUAACGGGGCCUGGUAGGUUUAGUUUUUUGUUCUGCAUUGGUGGUUUGCAAAUAACAAAGUAUAGCCUCUUGGUAAUAUUCUUGCAUAGGGGGUAAGAAACACAAUAAUCGAAGUAAGCCAUAUUUUGCCCGAAA